Molecule: messenger RNA, 3235 nt
Organism: Hyla sarda
Lineage: Eukaryota; Metazoa; Chordata; Amphibia; Anura; Hylidae
Gene: SWAP70
Product: switching B cell complex subunit SWAP70
Exons: 12
Coding region: 61-1824 (587 amino acids)
Cellular component (GO): cytoplasm; nucleus
Source: RefSeq, a predicted model, not a curated record
GCACAAGGUCCUGGAUACGGUAGAAGAAGGAACUUGGUGUCGUUCUCCUCCGGAGACAUCAUGGCCCUGAAGGAGGAUCUGCUGAAGCCCAUCUGGCACGCCUUCACCGCCCUGGACGUGGACAAGUGCGGCAAAGUCUCCAAGUCUCAGCUAAAGGUUCUCUCUCACAAUCUCUGUACGUUGCUGAACGUUCCGCAUGAUCCGGUGGCUCUGGAGGAACAUUUCCGGGAUGAUGAUGAGGGUCCCGUGUCCAACCAGGGUUACAUGCCGUACCUGAAUAAAUUCAUCCUGGAUAAGGUCCAAGGAGAAUUUGACAAGGUGGAGUUCUACAGGAUGUGCUGGACUCUGUGCGCCAAGAAGCACCUGGUGCGGAGUUCCCUGUGCAUCAGCGAGGACAGCGCCUUCAAGGUCUGGACCAUCUUCAACUUCCUGGCCGACGACAAGUAUCCGCUCACCUUGGUCCCCGAGGAGAUUGAGUAUCUCCUGAAGAAGCUGACGGAGGCGAUGGGCAGCGGGUGGCAGCAGGCCCUUUUCGAGGACUAUAAGAUCAGUCUCCAUGACCAGCAGAGGGGGCUGUCGGUGUGGGAGCUGAUCGAGCUGAUCGGUAGCGGACAGUUCAGUAAAGGCACCGACUCCACCACCGUGUCCAUGGCCAUCAGUGAGGUGUUCAAUGAGUUGGUCCUGGACGUCCUGAAGCAGGGUUAUCUGUGGAAGAAAGGUCACAAGCGGAAGAACUGGACGGAGCGCUGGUUUGUCCUUAAACCCAACGUUUUGUCCUACUACGUCAGCGAGGAUCUGAAGGACAAGAAGGGGGACAUCGUGCUGGAUGGGAACUGCUGCGUGGAGUCGUUGCCGGACAGGGACGGGAAGAAGUGCCUCUUCCUUGUGAAGUGCGUGGAUAAAAGCUACGAGAUCAGCGCCUCCGACAAGAAGAAGAAGCAGGAGUGGAUACAAGAUAUUCAGACGGUGGUGAACCUGAGGAAGAUGGGGAUCUCCUCGCCGCACAGGGACGCCCGGCAGAAACGGAAAGCGCUGCGGCAGAAGCUCCAGGCCGAGCAGGAGGAGCUGGAGAGGAAGAUGCGCGAGCUGCAGGCGUCCAACGAGAUGAAGCAGCAGGAGCUGGAGCAAGUGCGCACGCAAUUGAGGGAGGCGGCGGCGCGGGCGGAGGAGGAGGAGAAGAAACGGCACGACACCCACAUGGAGCUGCAGGACCGGUUCAGAGAGGAGCUGGAGCGCGAGCAGAUGAUCCGACAACAGAUGGAAGAGAAAGUGGCGCAGAAAUCCUCGGAGUUAGAUCAAUACCUGAACCGGGUGCGGGAACUGGAGGAAAUGUAUCUCCGCCUGCAGGAGGCGCUGGAUGACGAGAAACAGGCGCGACUCGAGGAGGAAAACGCUCGGCUUCUCCAGACCAGGCUUCUGGAACAGGAAGCUUCAAAGAGGGCGACGCUGGAAGAACUGCACAGAGAGCAGGAGAUGACCAUCAAGAUGACCGAGGCCGAGAACAAGGAGCUGAUGACCAUACAGGAAAUGAAGGAGAAGGCGCUGCAGGAGGCCAUGCAACAGCUGGAGCAGCUGGAGGACGAGCGGAUCGCGGCUCUGGAGCAGUAUGAGCAAGUAAGAAGUAACCUGGAAAUGGCGACCAGUAAGACGAGGAGCUGGAAGGACAAGGUGGCGCAGCACGAGGGGUUAAUACGAUUAAUACAGCCAGGAUCUAAAAACCCCGGACUGAUCACGAACUGGGGUCCAGCGUCCUUCACCCAAGGGGAACUCCAGGAACGAGAGAAGAACUGGCAAGAGAAGAAGAAUUCCACCGGCGUGGAGUAGAAGAAGAGCGACCACCGAGUGCAAGGAGAGGACAGAGGGGUCAGGAGGUGACAGGGGCUCCAGGAGGACCUCGUGGAUGUAGAAUCAUAACAUGUCUGGAAAUUAUCACCUUAUAUCAUAAAAAAGGGACACAACGUAUAACCGUAGAUCAGUAGUGGACAUUAUCUGCCCAAUCGUGUCAUCUGCUCAACUGGAUUGUCUGUCCAACCUAUUCACCCACUGGUGUCAUCUAUCCCACUGGAUCAUCUGUCCAAGCAAGUCAUCUGCCCAUCUGGUUCAUCUGGCCAACCAAGUCAUCUGACCAACCAGAUUGUUUGUCCAACCAUGUAAUCUACCCAUCUGGAUCAUGUGUACAACCUGACUAUUUACCCACCUGUGUCAUCUAUCAAACUGGAUAAUCUGUCCAACCACAUUGUCUGUCCAAUCAAGUGAUCUGCCCAUAUGGAUCAUCUGCCCAACCCGACAGUUUUUCCAUAUGUGUCAUCUGUCCCACCUAAUCAUCUCUCCAAACAUAUUCACUUCUCAACCGCGUCACCUGCUCAAUCACACUAUCUGCACAACUGCAUAAUCUGCCCAACUAGAUAAUCUGUCCAAAUGGAUUAUCUGUCCAAUCAGAUCUUUUGCCCAAUCUCAUCAUUGGCCAAAUCCUAACAUCUACCCAAUGACAUAAUCUGCUCAACCGGAUCAUCUGUCCAACCUAUUUUCCCACGUGUGUUAUCUCUCGCACAGAAUCAUCUGACCCAACCAGGUUGUCUGUCCAACCAAGUCAUCUGCCCAUCUGUCCAACCUGACUAUUUACCCUCCGGUGUCAUCUGUCCCAUCUAAUCAUCUAUGCAACCAGAUUGUCUAUGCAUCAAAGUCAUCUGCCCAAUCCUAUCUUCUGGCCAAUGACACUAUCUGCACAAUCUGCCCAAAUGGAUAAUCUGUCCAAUGAGAUUGUUUGCCCAAUGACCUAAUCUCUUCAGCUGGAUCUAUGGAAGUGUAUGUAGAAUGUAGAGCUCCCCCUAGAGCAGUGGUCUCAAACUGUGGCCCUCUAGAUGUUGCCGUUGGCUGUCCUGGCAUGCUGGGAGUUGAAUGUUGGUAACAUCUAGAGGGCCACGGACUGAGACCACUGACCUAGAGCCAUGUGACCCUUAGCUCAGACCUUCUCAGUCCUGGGACUUGUGGGACCUUCUCAAGGACAAGACAGGAUGCAGUCAGUCCUUAACCCUUUCCCCACACCAGCUCAGACAUCUCGUCUCCAUGUUUAUCUCGUCUGCUUUAUUUUUUAUUUUAUUUUUAUUUGUAAUAUUAAGUGGAAUAUAAAACGAGAAAAUCUAAUUGUGAAGUGAAUCUCCGAUGAUGUCAGGAAUUUUUUCUGGAAUCCGAUUGGUCAUGGCCUCCUCCAUAAAGAGUCAUUGAUACAAAUAAU